Closterium sp. Naga37s-1 is the source of this 858-nucleotide messenger RNA. Lineage: Eukaryota; Viridiplantae; Streptophyta; Zygnematophyceae; Desmidiales; Closteriaceae. The record is from the annotation of a GenBank genome assembly.
AUGGCUGCUCUAGACCUUGAGGCUCUAAAGAGUUACGUGCGAGAUGGUCCCACGGGUUCCAGCGCCCUUGCUGCUCCUAACGACGGCGACACCGUGUCUCUGCUCGUAACGCACAGUCAUCUGAAGCGGCAAUUCAUUGACAUGAAGUUCUCGCUAAGUGCAAGUUCACCGAGUCGCUCCCCUUCAUCAGCAGACCUAUUCAGCUCUGUAGAGCGCGUGAAGGAGCAGCUUCAGGUGCACACCGGAACAGCCGUGUCAGCCAUGCAGCUGCAGCUUUUCAGUGCUUCCAGCAAGUCGUCAGAAACAGACACAUUGUUACAUUCAGGACUCGAGGACAUUCGACUGCUGGGAUACUACUCCCCUCAAAACGGGUACCGUCUCCACGUGAUUGACACUGAUCCCACCUCAGCAGCUGCCUCUGGAUGGCUGGACGACACGUCCUUGGUGGAGAAAUACACGAUUUCUGAAGAAGAUUAUGAAAAACGAGAUGAUUCUGUUCGGAGGUUCAAGCAACAACUGUAUACUGCACGGCCUGACCUUGCCCCUCAGCCUGGUACUUCUGCGGACUUCAUGGCUGACAUUGCAGCAACCAUAAAGGUUGGCGACAGAUGUGAGGUGGACCCAGGCGGCAAGAGAGGAAGCGUUGCCUUUGUGGGCACUGUAGAUGUUCUUCCUAAUGGAUUCUGGGUGGGAGUGAAGUUCGAUGAGCCUGUGGGGGUCAAUGAUGGAAGUGUGGAGGGUAAGAAGGUCUUUCAUUGUGAGCGCAAUUACGGCUCGUUUCUGCGGCCAGACAAAGUCAAAAUUGGAGAAUACCCUGAAAGAGAUCCGUUUGACGAUGACGAGCCUGAUGAGUUUUAA